GUUAUCGUGUUUUUCCGUCGACACGAAUAAUGGCGGGAGCCCCCCCACGAAGUAAGAGGAAAGUUAUGAGUGAGGUUUUAUUCGCCGCUACCAGACAUUAUUACCCUGGAACGCACUCGAUUCGCCAUAUUGGGACUUGUUAUUCUGGCAACAUCGCUCUCGAUGCGGACAGACUUAACAGGCACGAAUCGACUCCGAAGGUAUGUCGUGACAGAUUUGUAUGACAAAGCAAGAUGUCCUCCAAGACCUCCAUAGAGCAUAAUUAUGGCCAACAAUCGUGUCGACCCCUUCAUAUUCAACGUCUUGAAAAGGCCCUCGGUUUGGAGUCUUUCCUGGCCUAUGUAACUAAAGUUCUUGAUACCCCAAUAAAUGAUGACAGUGAUGAUGAUUUUCUUGAUCGGUUAGAUGGUUUUAAGUCAUCCCAAAAUGGCAGUGAUGGUAAUAAUCUGGUUAAUGGAAUCACCAUAACAAAAGCAGAAAGAAAAACUGACAAAAUGGGGCUGUAUAACUUCAGCAAAGUGAAGAAGAGCCGUAAAUGGCUGAAGAACAUUUUACUAAGUGACAGUUCCUCUGAUGAAGAUACAGAUUCUGGUUCAAUAACAGAUGAAGAUUUUCAAAUGAUGCUUAAAUUACACAAAUAUCAAAAGAAACAUCAACAACUGUUUUACCGAGAUCCAGAUUUACACCAGUACCGUUACUAUAGUACAGGUCUCAUGUCAAGCUAUGACCGCUAUUAUGACCAUCAGAAAUUAAUCCUGGGACCCAAGAAAAGAAUCUCUAGAGAACAGAAAAAAAUAGAAAAGAAAAUGAAAGCAAAGUUAAGAAAGUUAAAAAGAGCAUUAGAAAAUGGUGAUAGUGAAAAUGGUUCCUUUGAUGCCUCUUUGUCAGAAGCAUAUCCUCAUCCAAAGCAGUUACAUGGAAAAAGCAAGCAAAACAAGAAAUUAACACCAGAGCAAGCUGAUACAAAACGUCGGAAAAUAUGGUUGUCUAUAGCUAAAAAAGAAAUACCCAAGGCCCAGAAACAAAAAGCUUCAGCUCGAAAGGAAAUGUUAUCAACUCUAAAGAAAAUCUCUCAGCAGUGCAUGAAGGACUGUCGACGAGCUGCUUUGCAAUCACAAAAGGUAAUGAAGGAAACGCCCCAGAGGGCAAAGCGAUUAACUAGAGAAAUGCAGAUCUAUUGGAAACGGUUUGAGAAGGUUGAAAAAGAACAUCGCAAAAGAGCUGAGAAGGAAGCCCAAGAACAACGAAAGAUGGAUUUGGAACUACGUGAGGCUCGUCGACAACAACGCAAGUUGAACUUUUUGAUCACUCAGACGGAACUCUAUGCACACUUCAUGGCCAGAAAAAUGACUGGUGAGACUGAGGCAGCAAAAGAGAAAAUAUUGCGAAAAUUAGAUGAGCCAAAUUAUCAGAAGCCAUUAAAAGUAGAGGGUGGCUUACUCGUUGAUGUGGAAGAAGAUGAUUAUGAUUCAAUCGAAAUGAAGAAUCUUGCUUUACAGAGAGCAGAAGAUGCAUAUUUAGCUCACCAGAUGAAGAAACGUGCAUUUGAUGAUGAAAUGUUCCUAAGAAGAUCUGGUGGGAAUACUUUAGGUUUCACAUCAGAUAUACUGGACUCCAGUUUAGCAAAUCCUGCCAUCAGCACGGCCGUUGAACGAUCACAACCUGAAAUAUUUGAAGGAAAAUUAAAAUGCUAUCAACUCAAAGGUAUGAACUGGCUAGCCAACCUUUAUGACCAAGGUAUUAACGGUAUCUUGGCUGAUGAAAUGGGACUUGGUAAAACUGUCCAGAGUUUAGCAUUUCUUGCUCAUCUGUCUGAGUCACAAAGUAUCUGGGGGCCAUUCCUUAUUAUUGCUCCAGCUUCAACAUUACAUAAUUGGCAACAAGAAUGUGCACGAUUUGUUCCGAAAUUCAAGGUUGUUCCAUAUUGGGGCAAUACACAAGAUCGUCGCAUCUUGCGUAAGUUUUGGGAUCAAAAGUGUCUACAUACUGAAGAGGCCUCAUUCCAUGUUGUAAUUACUAGUUAUCAGUUAGUUAUUCAAGAUGUUAAGUACUUCCAGCGAAUCAAAUGGCAGUAUAUGGUGCUUGAUGAAGCACAAGCUAUUAAAAGUAGUUCCAGUGCCCGAUGGAAAACACUGCUUGGCUUCAAUUGCAGAAAUCGUUUGCUCCUCACAGGAACACCCAUUCAAAACAGUAUGGGAGAGCUCUGGGCCCUUCUCCAUUUUAUCAUGCCUACUCUUUUUGAUUCUCACGAGGAAUUUAAUGAAUGGUUCUCCAAAGACAUUGAAAGUCAUGUUGAAAGGCAGUCAGGAAUUGAUGAAAAUCAGCUCUCACGAUUACACAUGAUAUUAAAGCCCUUUAUGUUACGACGUGUUAAAAAAGAUGUUGAGAAUGAAUUAUCAGACAAGAUUGAGAUCUUAGUGUACUGCCCAUUGACCACACGACAAAGGUUACUCUAUCAAGGUGUAAAGAAUAAGAUCUCAAUUGAUGACCUUCUCCAUAGUUCUACAGCCAGUUCUUCUCAAGCACAGUCAACAACAAGCAGUCUAAUGAAUCUGGUCAUGCAAUUCAGAAAGGUUUGCAAUCAUCCAGAGUUGUUUGAGAGACGAGAAGUUCGGUCACCAUUUGUUUUCAAACCAGAAGCUUAUUUCAUUCCUAAACUGAUUUACCGGCAUGGAAUUCUUCACAGAUCAUUAGCAGCAAAAAUGAAGAUUUUACACAACAAAUUGUACAUACAUUGUUCCCAUUACAUUCACAAAUCUCUCCACAGUUCUUCCUCAGGAUCAUCUGUAAAUAGUCUCUUUUCAUUCAUCCGUUUCACCGAUAUGAGUCCUCAGCAACUUGAAAAUCAAAUGUGUGGUAGCCUUUUAGCCCGGUGGUUGGCUGUGUUUCUGUGUCUGAAAUCUGCUUACAGGAUUUAUGCAGAACAGUACUCUCAUUCAUUUACUAAAACUCCUAAAUCAAAAAAUUCAGACCUUUUCUUGUUGGCUCCACUUAGAACUGUUUUUUAUCCUAAUUUGAGUGCCAGUGAAAACCUUCAAAAAUUUGUAUUUAGCAGCUACCUCAGUCAGGUGUAUAGUCAUACGACACAUGUCAUUCACUACAUGCCAGAAACAGUGGGUCAUAGAUUAAUACGAUACAAAGCUCAAAGACUAAGUAUUCAAAAGAAGUCUCCUAAAAGCCCAACAGUCUCACCAAUUAAAAAACCAGCCUUAAAUGUUGAUGUCAAUGACUUACCUGUUCAUCCACACCGAAUGAGACGGCCAUAUGUUUUCCACUGCCAACCAACUUGUAUGCCUACUUUCUUGACAAAAUUAAUACCAAAAAUGCAAGUUCUCCCUGCAGGUUGGUACUCUGUUGAUCGCAGUGCUGCCUGGGAUAGACAAAGAGAACUUGAUUGUGAUACACUUUCAUUUAAACUAUGUCUCAAAUUUGGAAUUGAAGACACUCCUUACAGAACAAGAUCAAAAGCUUAUUUCGUACCCCCUGAAAGGGCAGGUCUGUUUGCAUCUUAUCCUCAACAUGGUUGGUCUGGCAUACUGGUUCCAGACAAAGAAACAUUGGUGACAGAUGCUGGCAAGCUUACUGUAUUGGAUUCAUUGUUACACAGAUUAAAGAAAGACGGUCAUCGAGUAUUGAUAUAUUCACAAAUGACACGUAUGAUUGACCUGUUAGAGGAAUAUAUGUGGCACCGUAAGCAUACAUAUAUGAGGCUAGAUGGCUCAUCAAAAAUAUCUGAGAGAAGAGAUAUGGUUGCUGAUUUCCAAAACCGAUCUGACAUAUUUGUAUUUCUUUUGAGUACAAGAGCAGGAGGGCUUGGCAUUAACCUCACUGCUGCUGAUACUGUGAUAUUUUACGACAGUGACUGGAACCCCACUGUAGACCAACAAGCUAUGGAUCGAGCUCACCGCCUCGGACAGACUAAGCAGGUCACUGUCUAUCGUCUCAUCUGCAAAGGAACUAUUGAAGAACGCAUUCUCCAAAGAGCCAAAGAGAAAAGUGAGAUACAACGUAUGGUAAUCAGUGGAGGAAACUUCCGUCCAGAUACACUGAAACCAAAAGAAGUUGUUUCCUUAUUGAUUGAUGAUGAUGAAAUGGAAACAAAAUUAAUUCUUUCAGUGAAACAACGUCAAGAAGAAAAGCGUUUUCGUGAGAAGGAGACUAAAGAACGAAAACGCAAGCGAGAAAAACUUACUGAAAAGACGAAAGAUGUUAAACGCCUCAAAACAGAAGAUAAUGUUGUAAUUCCUGUCCCAGAUACUGAUUCUGUUGCAAGCUUUGAUUCUAUGUCCGUUCCUGCCAGUCCACAGAGUGAGAUGUCAGUUGGCAGUGAAUUCAACCAACCAUCAAGUAACCUUGUGAUAGAUGAUAACAGUAAUGAUGCCCCUCUUGUAGUUGAUGAUGCACAUACAUCUUUCCCCCCACUGGCUCCAAUUCCAACACCAACAAAAAGAGGAACAGGCCGUAGUCGUGGUCGACCAAAAGGUUCAGGAGUUGGACGACGCCCACGUGGACGAGGCACUGCAAAGAAAGCUUUAUCUGCUGCUGAAAUCGCUGGUGCACAAGCUGGCAUGACUGCAGCAUAUGCUGCUUAUGGCUAUAAUUUCACAGGCCAGGCAAAAGGUGUUCGAGGGAGAGGAUUAGCUCAUUCAGCCAAUAGCACACCAAAUGUUUCUCCAAAAUCUCUAAUGAGGAAUGGAACACCAUAAUUGAAUGCUCAAUCAUCAGCUUCCCUUCCCUUUGGUGAUCUUACAUGAGCCAGGCUGAGUUUUGUCAAUAGCUGACAACCAUUGGACAUAGGAGCUUGACUUGAUGGCCUCUGUCAACUCGUGUCACUCAGUUCAUGGACGACUUGAUCAUUGAAUCAAGUGUAUUUGAGACAACAGUGUCAGUGAUUUCAAGUCGAGAGGAAAACAAAUUGAGUAAAAAGAAAGAAAAAAAAAACCACUGGCUAAAAGUAAGCUUUAAUUAACCAGACAACAUGAUGGUUUACUUCAACCAUGAUCUAAUGGUAGUUACUGCUUUUCUAUUUAUUUUCUUCUUAAAUACUAUGGAUUCUUUCAGUUUGUCAACUAAUAAUACCUUAGUUAUCCUUCUAUUACAAAUAGGUAUAGCAUAAAGAAAUAUAGUUUCAGAAUAUUAGUCAUAGUCUUUUCUUUUAUUUUUGUCUCUUUUCUCAUGAUCCUAUCCCCAACCUCUCUCUCUUUUUGGGAAUCUAUGUGUUAAAUAAAGAGGCUAAGCAGUAAUGUAAUGAGGCCUUAAAUGUGCAGCAUUUAUCAAAGCUAUAAUGGUUUGUCUAUUGAACACAAGAGAAAUGUUUGAGUAUAAAUGCACUCACAGAAGGAUUUCCAAAAUGCUAUUUCUUACUCUAUUUAAAUUAUUACUUUAGCUCUUAUAAAAAUAGUUUUAGGGAGAAAUGAGUUUUUAUUUUUAUACUUUGUUAAUUGGCAUUAAAAUCUGAAUUGGUUUUUAUAUUUAUUUUCUUAUCAAUUCUUUGAAUUGAUAUAAUGUUGAUUUUUCUAUUGGUAUUGGUAAAUUCCUGAGACUGUAUCAGUUUCAACUGUUUGUGACAAAUAUUCCUUCAAUUUUAUAUUAAUUUGUUAUGAGCUGACACAUAAGUAGUGUGAUUAAUUGACCUGAAAUGAAAUUAAAGUUUUACACACACAUGCGUACGUACACACACACACACACAGUCAAAAUAUUCUUACCUUUAUUCUGAAGAUAAUUUCAGCUGUGACAAAAACAAUUUUGGUGAGUAGUUUUCCUGAAGAACACUUCAUCGAAUUUAGAGCUUGAAGUUUUUUGGGGGUUUUAGGGGGAUUUUUUUUUCUACCAGAAUGCUCUCAUGUUAAAAGAUAAACUUAGUUUUAACUUUUUAACUUUUUUUAUUGUUCAAUCCACUUAGAUUAAACAGUGAAAGAGUUCACCAUUCUAUGAUUAUAUAUUGUAAGGAUUUUGAUGUAAAUCAGUUGAUUAUACUGUCAUAUGCUGAGAAGAGAACUGUGAAAGCAGCACUUAGCUAAUUAAUUGCAGGGCUUAAUUUCUUGCAAUAAAAAAAAUAAUAAUAAAGGAAGUAAAGAUGUUUGUGAAAAAUAAAAUGAAACUUUUUGAAGGGAACCAAAUCAGGUGUGUAACAAUUUGCUAUAUGUUCAUUCAUUAAAUGUGAAGAGUGAGAGGAACAAAUAUGGAAAAAGUCAAAUUAAAUAAAGUGCUCAACCACACACACUCACACAUGCAGGAGUAAUUGAAAAAGGAAAUAUGAAAAUACUGGUAAAGCAUUCAUAAUGUAAUAAAAUCUGUUUAGUAGAUAGGAAUAUACAUGAUCACAUCCAAGUAUAUUGGUCAUUUUAAACAACUUCAUACUGAUGGAUGAAUCUUGUUAGCAACAUCUAGCCAUACCAACUUGUAAACUCAUCUUAGGAUUUGUGUUAGAAUUAGGAAAAAAUUAUGAAAGGAGAAACAAUUACGGAUUGAUUAAAUGGUUUUUUGACAGUUGUGAAUUCAUAUUCCAGUAUAGGCACUAUAAUAUAUUCUUGACCAAUUAAAUUUGCUUCAGUUCACUUGAUAAAGUUGAUUGCAUUUAUGUAAACCUGGUAUCAUAACAGAAGUAAAAUAACUAUCAUAUUUUUACAAGGUGGAAGUUUGUUUCCUGUUUCCAAAGUAUUGUUGAUAUCAGAAAAUAUGCACCACCAAUAUAUCUGUUAACAGGAGGGUUUUAUUUUACACUGGGAGUAAAGUGUUGACCUUAAGUAAUAUUUAGUUAAUUUGCAUAUUAACCAAAGAUUCCAAGUCAUCACUUUACUACUAUGCAACAUGUUUUAACAAGGUAAAAACAUCGAUGACACCUAUUUGAAGACAGGUGACAAAUUUUAAAGAUUGACUAUGUGAAGACUACAAUCAUUAAAAACAAAAAGUGUUUGUAAGAGAAAACUGGAGUGAUAGGGUAAGUCUGUCGAAAAAGUCAAGUUGACUGCUGGGAACAAAGACUUUCACUGACAUAAGUUGAUAGCUGUUUAUUAUAUAUCAACUGAUACUUUACUGUACAACUGCUUUCAUAGUGUACAAUUGUCAAGUUUUGCCUAGUUUAGUUUAGAGAGAAACAAUGUAAAAUUACGUAUAAAUAAAAUAUGGUGCAAUAUUGCAGUGCAGCAGGAAUGUCACUCACUUGUUCAUUGCUAAUGAGGUGCUGUUAAAUAUUGUCCUUGCAGUGCAGGGGAUAGCAUUUUUGAUUUCUAAUCUAUAACUUCCCACAAAAAGAUAACAAAAAUUUGCUCUGUUUUCUGUUGUAUUUGCAUACAAUGAUAAUGAAUUGAAUAAUCUAAUUCUUUUACAUGAUAACAUUUACAAACAAUAAUUCAUUUUGCUUCAGUGUAUAUAAAAUUAUUAUAAUUUGUUAUAAAGGUUGUUUUGACUACUAAAAAAACUCUAAUAUAAAUAUAUAAUCUUUAAAUUUACAAUUUUUCUUAGUUUCAAUUACAAUUCUAAAGUGGAAUCACUAGUUGGUGAAUUUCAGAAUUCUCCCUGGAAUGUAUAAGUUUUUUUAUGUCAAUAAAAUAGUUCACAUAUACAGAGUUUCAUAAAUUCCCCUUUGUAAACUGAACAUAAAGGAUGCUUUAUGAAGGAAUGAAUUAUAGCCAGAACAGCAAUGAAAUAUUCUCCUCAUUCUAAUAUCUUGUCUCAGUUACAGCAAUAAUAAUUAUGGUUCAAAUAAUUCAAUAGACACACUGAAUACCUUUUUCUUAGACAUGUUUCUAAACAUUCCCUUUUUUUUUUUUUUUUUUUCUGUCACAAUAAAUCUUAUAAUUUUCUGCAGUCUUUAUAACUGCCACAGACCAUGUAUAUUUCCAUUCAAUUCUACCCUCACCAAAAUUUAAAAACCUUUAAUGCAUUAAACUUAUUCUUUCGUUUGAUUUAAUUUUUUUUAAUCUAUUUAAAUAAUUUAUUUGUGCAAUGCUCUUAUCACAUUUCUUAUUAUUUUUCUUCUCAAACAGAAAAUAUAUUUUACUAUUUGCCAAGAUUGUACCUCAUUUCCAUUAUAAACUGUUUUCCUCUUUCUCACUUUUAUAUUCUCUCCAUAGACAAUUUACUGCUUUGUCUACUGCACAUCAUGGUACUGACCAAAUGUUUAAAUUGGUUUUUAUAUAAUUAUAGUAAAAAGAAAAUUCAAAGCUAAUUGGAGACUGUCCCUGUUAAUUAAAUAUUACCCACCACCAUAUUCAUUUUCCCUACUCAUAUUUUUCCCAUAUCUGCAUAUGAUACACACUAAAUUUUCUCUUCCAAAUCACACAUACACUAUAUAUAUAUAUAUAUAUACAUAUAUAUAAAAUGAAAAAAAAAUUCAGAACAUAAUUCUGUCUGUUGCUUUCUGUGACACGUUUUGUACAAAGUUAACCAUCUUUCUUCAUGUUGGAAUGUUCACUUAUAAAGAAAUAUAAAAAAAAGGAAAAGGAAAAAUAGCACAUAUGGGAAUGGCAAAGAAAUGGGUAAAAAUUUUUAAAUUUCACUUUGUUCUUGUUGGUUGUAAAGGAAAAAAAUGCAUUAAAAAUUAGUGACAUCUAGAUAUAAAACCACUAAUAAAAUCCUGCCUAUUUUUACAAUU
Molecule: messenger RNA, 8596 nt
Organism: Octopus sinensis (East Asian common octopus)
Lineage: Eukaryota; Metazoa; Mollusca; Cephalopoda; Octopoda; Octopodidae
Product: chromatin-remodeling ATPase INO80-like
Exons: 36
Coding region: 234-4706 (1490 amino acids)
Biological process (GO): DNA repair
Cellular component (GO): Ino80 complex
Molecular function (GO): ATP binding; histone binding; DNA binding
Source: RefSeq, a predicted model, not a curated record